AUGAAUACUCGUUUAGCUCUCUUUAUUCUGUUAUUUCGUUGGUGGAAUGCGUUGUGGGUCCAAACGUUUUUUCAGCCAGACGAGUUUUACCAAGCUUUAGAAAUUGCUCAUAACUUUGUUUAUGGAACUGGUUUUGUGUCUUGGGAAUGGCGUGAAGGAAUCCGUUCGGCUGCUCAUCCUUUACUGUUUGCACUCGUUUAUAAAUGUCUGAAUCUGUUGCACCUGGAUACAGUAAACAGUAUUUUUGUUGCUGCUCCGAAGCUCGUUCAAGGCACCUUUGCUGCUAUAACAGAUGUAGCAACUUUUGAGUUUGCCAAGGUUCGCUUUGGAAGAAGAGCAGCCGUGUGGGCAUUGGUCUGCAGCUUGCUCUCCUUUUUCAAUGCUUAUGUGUCAGUACGGACAUUCUCAAGCUCUUUGGAGACAACAUUGACGGUGCUCAUGUUUUGGCAAUGGGAACUCUGGCAGAAAGCGAUGAAAAGUCGAAGCACUGAGAACGUCAAGAUACGACACCUACUUUUGUUUUCUCUUUUCUUUUUGCUGGGUUUUAUUAUUCGACCUACAAAUGCACUUUUUGCCAUACCAAUAGGUUUAGAAUGGUUGUACCGUCUGAAGAAGUUUUCAUUCCGAACCUUUUUUCCCUCAACAUUAUCUAUUGUCGCCUGUUUGGUGCUGGUAACUGGACUGUUUCUUUUGAACGUGUACUUGGAUACUUGGUUCUAUAGCCGUAACAUUGUUCCGUUAAUAUCGUUUCUCAAAUUCAAUGUGGCUUCAGGGAAAUCGGCGAUAUAUGGCAUUAAUACAUGGCAUUAUUAUUUAACACAGGGUCUUCCUCUUAUCUGCGGUUUUAUGUUGCCAUUCGUAUUGCUUGGAAUGACCGGCAGGGAUUAUGUCAGAGUUUUAAGCAUUCUCGCUCCCUUUUCUUUGCUGGCACACAAGGAAGUGCGCUUUGUGUACCCACUGUCACCAAUUCUGCUAAGUGCUGCUGGCUAUUGUAUCUCCCGUUGCAUUAGUCGUAUCCGUCGUCAAAAGAUUGCGCUUGUAAUCUUUUUGUUACACUCCUUCAUAGCUUUCUUUUUGUGCCGUGUACACCAAGCUGGCGUUAUUGAAGUUAUGCCUACAUUGAAACAGCUGGCAGAUGCGAAUACUACGGGUGUAUUAUUAAUGCCGUGUCAUUCAACUCCAUGGCAAUCUCAUUUACAUUCCACUUUAGCCGAAACUAACUGGAGGUUUUUAACGUGCGAGCCUUCCGAAUAUCCUUCGGGUGAAGACAUUCGUUUUUAUGAAGACAUGAGCGCCUACCUAGAUGCAUGGGAAAACUGGCCGGAUUAUUUAGUCAUCUUUGAAGAGCGACGUCCAGCUUUAGAAGCAUACUUUGCCGCUCAUAAUCUUGCAUAUACUCAGCGUGCGAGAUUUUUUAACAGUUAUAUUCAUGACGAUUCUCGUAGAACAGGAGACGUUACAGUUCUUCGGGCUUUACGAAAUAAUGUGAACUCGGUCAACAACUGA
Messenger RNA from Schizosaccharomyces japonicus yFS275, 1506 nucleotides. Its product is annotated as pig-B. Gene Ontology annotation, molecular function: glycosyltransferase activity. NCBI's taxonomy places the organism in Eukaryota, Fungi, Ascomycota, Schizosaccharomycetes, Schizosaccharomycetales, Schizosaccharomycetaceae. The coding region runs from base 1 to 1506 and encodes 501 amino acids. The record is from RefSeq and is a predicted model, not a curated record. Gene Ontology annotation, cellular component: endoplasmic reticulum membrane. Gene Ontology annotation, biological process: GPI anchor biosynthetic process. The transcript has a single exon.